AACGUUCAAGCGCUCUUUGGUUUGAUGGCAUGAGUUUGUUUCCGGAUGUUUAGCUAGUAUCGGGGCAAGAAUGGCUGCGAUGUUUACGUGUUGUCUAGGCUGCUGUGGGGAUGGCGGAUCGGGGCACAUUCCCCUCAAAGAAAUGCCCACUGUUCAAUUAGAUACCCACCAUAUGGGCACAGAUGUUGUCAUUGUAAAGAGCGGCCGGAGGAUAUGUGGCACUGGAGGCUGUCUGGCCAACGCUCCUCUGCACCAGAACAAAAGUUAUUUUGAGUUUAAGAUCCAGUCCACUGGUGUAUGGGGAAUAGGUGUGGCUACGCAGAAAGUGAAUCUUAAUCAAGUGCCUUUGGGCAGAGACACAAAUAGCCUAGUCCUGAGGCAUGAUGGGUCUGUGUACCACAACAACGAAGAGAAAAAUCGUCUACCUGCAAACAGCCUUCCUCAGGAGGGUGACAUUGUGGGCAUCACGUAUGACCAUGUGGAGCUGAAUUUGUAUCUGAAUGGAAAGAACAUGCACUGUCCUGCCUCAGGGAUUCGAGGCACUGUGUACCCUGUUGUUUAUGUGGAUGACAGUGCCAUCUUAGACUGCCAGUUUAGUGACUUCUAUCACACACCUCCACAAGGAUUCGAGAAGAUCCUGUUCGAACAACAAAUCUUCUAAAGGAGCACUUCAGCCUCUGCCCCUCUUUAUGUUGUCAUCCUCCCUUGUAUCUCAUAGCAACCUCUGUGACACUACAGUUUGACCUCGAUUGAAUAAUAUCAUAAUAUGUGGCUGUAAUGCCUCUUGUUUUGUUUCCCGUGAUUACUCUGUCUCUCUGCUGCUGCUCUGGAAUGACGUUGGAGCAUCCUUGGAGGAGUGGGGAUUUGUACACAUUGGUCAGCCACGAUGGGCUGUUAGAGUCUGCGCUGAGGAAAACCUGUCAAAUCAUUACCUUGUGUCAGUGGUAAUCGCCCCGUAUUAACUGAAACACUUUCAAUCGCUGCUUACAUUCUCGGUCUGUGUGGAGACGCCAGACAGAGGAUGUAAUGGUAAAAUGUUCCCAUUGUUCAGGAUCAGAAGCCAUGUUUUGUUGACAUUUCUUUGUACUUAAUUUUUAAAUAUGUAAUCUCCCAAAUGCCAUACUGACAUCGCUACAUACGCCCUUUAUUUAUUUCUAUUUAUCUGAGUCACAGAUCAAAGUCAUAUUUCUUUGGUUUGCCAGCAAGAGUUUGUGGACUAAUGAAGGAUCGGCUGUCGAAAGUGACAGAUCAGUCAACAAUAUCCCAUGCACUUUUAUGUUGCCUUCCUUAAUUAAAAACACAAUACAAAGCGGGGAUAUUGCAACACUUUAAUUCAUGCCGCCGUCUCAGUUUGCAUCGACACCGAGAUGGUUUUAAACACGAACUCCAGCCAACCAGUACACAUUCCAGGGGACAGCCAGUGUCUGAGGUCGACUUUUCACUGAGGGAUGCUGAGGUCAGGGUGCUGGAAAAUGUUUUGCAAAGUGAACUGUUCCGUAAAAGGCCGCCACCAAUUAAGAUUGAUUUCCAAAUCGCUUUUCUGAACAGCCCUGGAGUUUCCCCACACUUUCCCUGUCCUGAAAUCUUUUAUGGUGUUAGUAUAUUCUAAAUAUCAGAAUAUUACCAGAGCUGGUGCUGUUUGUCUCUGAUUAGAGAUACAUGGUUCAAAAUGUCAAUCUGUUGUGUUGUAUUGGCAUUGCAUAUCUGCUGCUGAAGUGUGACAGUCAUAUAUUUCAAAUGCUUGUCUUUGUUUGCACUAAUGAUGUUACUGUACAAGCAAAUCCAAAUAUUGUUGAUUCAUUAAACUUUUUGUCUGGAGGCAUAA
Molecule: messenger RNA, 1825 nt
Organism: Chelmon rostratus (copperband butterflyfish)
Lineage: Eukaryota; Metazoa; Chordata; Actinopteri; Chaetodontiformes; Chaetodontidae
Gene: spryd7b
Product: SPRY domain containing 7b
Exons: 5
Coding region: 71-661 (196 amino acids)
Molecular function (GO): protein binding
Source: RefSeq, a predicted model, not a curated record